Amphimedon queenslandica is the source of this 993-nucleotide messenger RNA. RefSeq lists its product as uncharacterized. Lineage: Eukaryota; Metazoa; Porifera; Demospongiae; Haplosclerida; Niphatidae. The record is from RefSeq and is a predicted model, not a curated record. The coding region runs from base 37 to 873 and encodes 278 amino acids. The transcript has 2 exons.
GUACCAAAUCAUUUUAGAGGCAAAGUCAGGAUAAUCAUGAAGCUGGAAAACCUUGUUACAUUUGCUGUCCUAUUUGCUGUAUUUACAAGUGUAAGUGCUGAUGAUUCAAGGAGGCCACCCUCUCCUUCUUCUUGCCAUGAAAUAAAAAAAGCUAAUCCCAGAAGAGGGUCUGGCAUCUACUACAUGAAAAUUGAAAAUGAGGUCCUCCCCGUUUACUGUCAUAUGGAUCUAUUGUGCAAUUCCAAUGAUGGUUGGACUAGGAUUGCGAGCCUUAAUAUGAACGACAAGAGUCAGUCUUGUCCUUCUGGUCUUACGCUCUACACAUCUGGAAAUAUCAGAGCUUGUGGCAGGAGGAGUCGUGCACCAGAUGCAAGCUGUGACUCUACCAUAUUCUCUUCAAUGGGCAUAAGAUACUCGCAGGUUUGUGGUAGUGUCUAUGCAUAUCAAUAUAAUUCGCCUGAUGCUUAUGCUAUUUAUGCUGGAAAAACUAACAUUCAAUCUCGUAUUGAUUCUGCAUACAUUGAUGGUGUCAGUAUCACUCAUGGGACACCAAGGAAGCAUAUUUGGUCACUGAUGGCUGCACAGUCAGAAAAAGUAACAAGACAUACAAAAAAUUAUGUUUGCCCAUGCACUGCAGGUAAUGCACAACCAAAACUACCAAGUUUUAUAGGAUAUCAUACAACUGAUCCUCUGUGGGAUGGCAAGAAUUGUCGCAAUAAUGAAGUAAAUUGUUGCAAAGCACAUGGGCUACCUUGGUUUCAUAAGAAUCUUGGCUAUACCACUAAUGAUGAUAUUGAGCUUAGAAUAUGUGGAGAUCAGUCUCAAACUGAUGAGGAUGCUCGUGUGUUCUUUAUUGAUAUGUUUGUCAAGUAAAGAUUAACAUACAAAAUUUUGAAGAUUUUGUCGUAGAGGAAGAAAAUAUGUAGAUAAAUUAAGACAUUAAUUAUAAUUAUAAUACUUAUAUGAUUAUUGUAGUCAAUUUUGAACAAUCAA